UUACCGUGGUAGUCACUACCCAUAAUCCCAUGCGUUAUGCUGAUCCCACGGAAAUUCCUCCCCGCCCACUUCCGGUACAUAGGGUGUGAGCUGCCGCCUUAUCCUCCAGGGUUACACAGUAGUGAAGAAGACAUCCGGUGAGUGUGAGACACCGAGCAGCCAUCCCCGUGUGUCAGGAGGACUGCGCAGGACCCAGAGCCCCAUCACGGUGCCUCCACCUCACUCACUGACACAUGAGACACAUUGACCAGAAGAUCCUGGAACUCCCUAACAAGAUCAUUCAGCUGCUGACUGGAGAGGAGGGGGAGUAUAUAGAGGAACACAGGGGUCUGUACAAGGACGUGAUGAUGGAGAAUCACCGGUCCCUCACAUCACUGGAUGGGCCCAGUAACAGAGAUACCCCAGAGAGAUGUCCCCGUCCUCUGUAUUCCCAGGAUUGUACAGAGGAGAAUACCAGGACCCCACAGGAGGAUCAGGUAGAACGUCUGUCUGAUAUUAAAACAGAAGAUAUAGAGGGAGAAGAAGAGACGUAUGUGACUGAUAUAAAGGCAGAAGAUAUAGAGGGAGAAGAAAUGUAUGUGACUGCUAUAAAGGCAGAAGAUACAGAGGUAGAAGAAGAGACGUAUGUGAAUGAUAUAAAGGCAGAAGAUACAGAGGUAGAAGAAGAGACGUAUGUGAAUGAUAUAAAGGCAGAAGAUAUAGAGGGAGAAGAAGAGACGUAUGUGACUGAUAUAAAGGCAGAAGAUAUAGAGGGAGAAGAAGAGACGUAUGUGACUGAUAUAAAGGCAGAAGAUAUAGAGGGAGAAGAAGAGACGUAUGUGACUGAUAUGAAGGCAGAAGAUAUAGAGGGAGAAGAAGAGACGUAUGUGAGGGAUGAUCAGCAGUGUAAGGAGGAGGAGAUCCCUACAGAUAUCAGCACAGCAGAUGGACACACAAGCAGGAAUAUCUCAGAAGGACAUCUAAUGUUAUCCCCGGAUUGUGACAUAAAAGAUGACAGUAGACAGGAUUCUCCAGGAGAUAAUCCAAUUACCCCAAUUAUAUAUCCAGCUCUAUCAGCUGAUCCCUCUGAUCCUGGGAAAUGUUCUCCUGAUCACUCUGAUAUUGGUGCAUCUGUUACAGCUCUGAGAGUAGAUACAGUGUUUCCCUGUUCUAUAGAUGCCAAAUGUUUUACACAGAACACAAAGCUUAUUACCCAUCAGGCAGCUAAGGCAGGUGAGAGGCCACUGAUAUGUUCUGACUGUGGGAAAUGUUUUACCUGCAAAUCACAACUUGUUUCACAUCAGUGCAGACACAAAGGUCAGAAGCCAUUUCCAUGUUCUGAGUGUGGGAAAUGUUUUACAGAGAAAUCACAUCUUGUUACACAUCAGAGACGUCACACAGGUGAGAACCUAUUACCAUGUUCUGAGUGUGGGAAAUGUUUUACACUGAAAUCACAUCUUGUUACACAUCAGCGAAAUCACACUGGUGAAAAGCCAUUUCCAUGUUCUGAGUGCGGGAAAUGUUUCACCCGGAAAUCACAACUUGUUAAACAUCAGCGAAGUCACACAGGUGAGACUCCAUUUCCAUGUUCUGAGUGUGGGAAAUGUUUUACAUACAAAUCACUUCUUGUAAUACAUAAGAGAAUACAUACAGGUGAGAAACCAUAUUCCUGUUCUGAGUGUGGGAAAUGUUUUACAUACAAAUCAACUCUUGAUGCACAUAAGAGAAGUCACACAGGUACAUCACCAUUUCCAUGUUCUGAGUGUGGGAAAUAUUUUGCACAGAAAUCACAACUUGCUAGACAUCAAAGAAUUCACACAGGUGAGAGGCCAUUUCCAUGUUCUGACUGGAAAAUGUUUUGCACAGAAAUCACAUCUUUUUGCACAUCAGCAAAGUCACACAGCUGAGAAGCCAUUUCCAUGUCAUGAGUGUGGGAAAUGUUUUACACACAAAUCAGAUCUGGUUAGUCAUAACAAAAGUCACACAGGUGAGAAGGCAUUUUCUUG
Pseudophryne corroboree (corroboree frog) is the source of this 1985-nucleotide messenger RNA. RefSeq names its product oocyte zinc finger protein XlCOF8.4-like. Bases 234 to 1886 code for a protein of 550 amino acids. Gene Ontology annotation, molecular function: DNA-binding transcription factor activity, RNA polymerase II-specific; RNA polymerase II cis-regulatory region sequence-specific DNA binding. The transcript has 6 exons. Lineage: Eukaryota; Metazoa; Chordata; Amphibia; Anura; Myobatrachidae. The record is from RefSeq and is a predicted model, not a curated record. Gene Ontology annotation, biological process: regulation of transcription by RNA polymerase II.